Molecule: messenger RNA, 2650 nt
Organism: Pseudoliparis swirei
Lineage: Eukaryota; Metazoa; Chordata; Actinopteri; Perciformes; Liparidae
Gene: klhl26
Product: kelch-like family member 26
Molecular function (GO): protein binding
Source: RefSeq, a predicted model, not a curated record
AUGUAUUUAUAAGUAUUAAUAAUAUACUUAGAAGUAUUAUUAAUGUAUUUAUUAGGAUCAUCAAUGUAUUUAUAAGUAUUAUUAAUGUUAUAAGUAUCAUGAAUGUAUUUAUUAGUAUCAUGAAUGGAGCUCUUCUUCAACAGUGCAGCUGCAGACCUUAAUAGUUGAAACAAUGUUGCAACUUGUGAACAUAAAUGUGAAACUAGAAGUUAGUUUCCUUUGUUUUAAUGUUUGUGUUGACGUGAAUUCACGAGUUGAUUCGGCGUCGCCUCCGGACAGCAGUCAGAGUAACGAGCUGCCUCCCUCCAGGGGGGCUAGCGGCGCCUUCUCCGCCUCCGGCCACAGCGCCGCCCUCCUGCACGGCCUCUCCGCCCUGCGGGCCCGGGGCCAGCUGCUGGACGUGGAGCUGGCCGUCAACCAGGAGCGCUUCGGGGUCCACCGGGCGGUGCUGGCCGCCUGCAGCGACUACUUCAGGGCCAUGUUCACCGGCGGCAUGAGGGAGUCUCAGCAGGCCACCGUGGAGCUGAAGGGCCUUUCGGCCCGCGGCCUCAAGCACAUCAUCGACUUUGCCUACAGUGCCGAGGUCACGCUGGACCUGGACUGCGUGCAGGACGUCCUCGGCGCCGCCGUGUUCCUGCAGAUGCUCCCCGUGGUGGAGCUCUGCGAGGAGUUCCUCGAGUCGGCCAUGAGCGUGGAGUCCUGCCUGCUCAUCGGCCAGAUGGCCGCCGCCUUCAGCCUGCCGUCGCUCGAGGAGUCGGCGGACGCCUUCGCCUUCCGCCACUUCCUCCAGAUCGCCGAGGAGGACGACUUCCUGCGCAUCCCCGCGGAGCGCCUCGUCUUCUUCCUGCGGAGCAACGAGCUGCGGGACUGCAGCGAGGUCGCCCUCUUCCACGCCGCCGUCCGCUGGCUCCGGCACGACGAGUCCCGCCGGGCCGGCGCCAGCGCCGUCCUCCGCCACGUGCGCUUCCCGCUCAUGCGCUCCUCGGAGCUGGUGGACAGCGUGCAGACGGUGGACGUGAUGCUGGAGGACGAGCGGUGCCGCCGCUUCCUCCUGGAGGCCUUCAGCUACCAGGCCCUCCCCUUCCGGCAGCACGCCAUGCAGAGCGAGCGGACGGCCGUGCGCUCCGACAUCCGCUCGCUCGUCGCCUUCGGCGGGACGCCGUACACGGACGCCGACCGCACGGUGAGCGGCAAGGUGUACCAGCUGCCGGACGCCGUGGCGCGCCACUUCAAGGAGCUGGCGGCCAUGGAGGCGGGCUGCAGCCACGCCUGCGUCGCCGUGCUCGACAACUUUGUGUACGUGGUGGGCGGGCAGCAGCUGCAGCACCGCAGCGGCGAGGGCGCGGUGGACGCCUGCUUCCGCUACGACCCGCAGCGGAGCCGCUGGCUGCGCAUCCGGCCGCUGCGGGAGGCGCGCAUCCAGUUCCAGCUCAACGUGCUGCGGGGACGGCUGUACGCCACCGGGGGGCGCAACCGCGCCGGCAGCCUGGCGUCGGUGGAGCGCUACUGCCCCAAGGAGAACCAGUGGGCCCACGUGGAACCCCUGAAGCGCCGGAUCUGGGGCCACGCCGGGGCCCCCUGCGGGGAGCGGCUGUACGUGGAGGACAAGAAAACGCUUCACUGCUACGACCCCGACGCCGACCGGUGGGACUUCAGAGCCCCGAUGAACGAGCCCCGAGUGCUGCACGCCAUGACCGGCGCCCGGGACCGGCUCUACGCGCUGGGCGGCCGCACGGACCACGUGGACCGCUGCUUCAACGUGCUGGCGGCCGAGUUCUACGUGCCGGAGGCGGACCAGUGGACCGCCGUCAGCCCCAUGAGGGCCGGCCAGUCCGAGGCCGGCUGCUGCUCCCUGGACCGCAAGAUCUACAUCGUGGGCGGAUACAACUGGCACCUGAACAACGUCACCAGCGUCGUGCAGGUGUACAACACGGACACGGACCAGUGGGAGCGGGACCUGCACUUCCCAGAAUCCUUUGCUGGCAUCGCCUGUACCACAAUUAUUAUUCCACAGAGCGCCACACAACACUAACCGUGUGUGUGUGUGUGUGUGUGUGUGUGUGGGUUUUAAUUCUAUAAUUUAUUAAUUGGUGAUAUUCUCUCCAGGUGACGUGUGCAAUUCGUCUCUUAUUUCUUUAUAUUUCUUCAUAUUUCGUGUGUUUCUGUUUCAGGGCUGAACAAAGUGAGUCUGCUCAGCUUUAACAGACUUCAUGAUGUUUUUGACAUUUUGAUUGUACAGUUGGGAAUGUUGAUGUUUUAUUAAUCUUUAAUUGUGAUAUUUAGUUUCAAGUUUUUUCAAAAUGUCCCUCUGGUUUCUCCUGUGAUGCUCACCUGUGACCAACGUGAAACCGGCUUCUCCUGCUGCCUCUGAAGACCUUGGUGUCGUUAUUCUUAAAGAAGUCUUCGUCAGCUCAACAGACUCCAGGAGAACGACAGUUUGACCCAAUCCAACAAGUUGUAUUCUCUUGAAGGACAUUUAGAGACGGAAGUUUAAUUCUUAACGUCUGGUUUGCUCCUAACAGAAUAUAUAAUAUACAUAUUUAAUAUAUUGAAUGUACAGUGAAAAGAAACAUAAGCAUCAAACUCAUAUCAUUCACACGUGUCUUUAUCUUCUGUUGAACAGAAACAAUAAAGUUUGGGUUGAAUCUGU